Molecule: messenger RNA, 261 nt
Organism: Gregarina niphandrodes
Lineage: Eukaryota; Apicomplexa; Conoidasida; Eugregarinorida; Gregarinidae
Product: ribosomal protein L37
Exons: 2
Coding region: 1-261 (86 amino acids)
Biological process (GO): translation
Cellular component (GO): ribosome; cytosolic large ribosomal subunit
Molecular function (GO): RNA binding; structural constituent of ribosome
Source: RefSeq, a predicted model, not a curated record
AUGGGAAAGUGUGGCAAGGGUACCGGUUCCUUCGGCUUGCGCAACAAGAAGAGCCACAAGAUGUGCGAAAGGUGCGGCAAGCACUCUUUCCAUAUCCAAAAGCAGAGAUGCGCUUCUUGUGGAUUCCCAGAUGCUAAGAUGCGCCGCUACAACUGGUCGGCGAAGGCCUUGCGUCGCCGCACGACUGGUACCGGUCGUACGCGCCAUAUGCGGAGCGUUGCUCGCCACUUCAAGUCCGGCUUCAAGUCUGUUUCCGUCUAA